This is a messenger RNA of Lolium rigidum, 3222 nucleotides long. RefSeq names its product disease resistance protein RPM1-like. Bases 215 to 3037 code for a protein of 940 amino acids. Gene Ontology annotation, molecular function: ADP binding. The transcript has 5 exons. Lineage: Eukaryota; Viridiplantae; Streptophyta; Magnoliopsida; Poales; Poaceae. Gene Ontology annotation, biological process: defense response to other organism. The record is from RefSeq and is a predicted model, not a curated record.
UCCAGCGCGCGCGAGAGGCGGCGAAAUCUCGACCCCUCCUCCCUCCGUCCCUCGUUUCUCCCCGGUGGUUGCUGAGAAGAUAAAUCCACGAGCAAUUCAUCCAUCCUACACAUGAUUGUCAUUCGAGCAAUUCCAGGAACAGAGAUGCAUUUACAUGAGGCUUGACCAAUGAUGUAGCACCAUUCUACCGUGCUAACAUUUUGGGGGAGGACGAAUGGCAGACACACUAUAUCUUGUUCUCAGAAAAGUAGCUCUGUUCCUCGGAGAAGCAGCGUUGGAGGAGCUGGGCACAGAGCUAGUGGAGGUAGCAUCGGUUCGGACAGAUUUCGAGUAUCGCAUGAAACGGACCGAGAGCGAGUUAGUGAUUCUGCAGGCAUUUAUCGGUCAGGUUAACACACAUAAUGUUGGUGACAAGACAUUUGAGGCCUGGCUGGGCCAAGUUACAAAUGUUGCCCAUCAGGUAGAAGACAUAAUUGACGAAUAUAGUUUCCUCACUUCUCAAGCUGCGGUCAUAAACAACUUCUUCAAGAGGAAAUUCCAUCAGGCCAAGAGCUUUGCAGCAUGGCAGAGCCUAUCAAACCAGAUUGAUGAAGUACAAACUCGAAUUCAGCGAAUAUCCACAAUGAAGAAUCGUUAUGCUAUAUCCAUAGGAGAACCAGGCAAGAGUAGCACACUGCAGAAUGCCAGACAACUCUCUCUAUCAGAUUCUGCUUAUCUAUCUGAUGAUGCUGAGUUAGUGGGCAAUGCCAGCGAAAUUGAAAGAUUGAAACAAUGGCUACUCUCAGAGCAACAAGACCGAUCAAUCAUGUCAAUUCUUGGUAUGGGAGGUCUAGGCAAAACCACCAUAGCAAGCCGUUUCUACAAAAACCAACAAAUUAGUAGAGUGUUUGACUGUUAUGCGUGGGUGACUCUAUCUAAGAAUUAUCAAGUUGAGGGCCUGAUGAGGCAAAUCAUGAAGCAGCUGAUAGACCAAAGGUCCCACAUGGCUAGUGGUAUCGAGGCAAUGAAUCAUGUAGGACUAAUUGAGGAAGUUCAGAGCUACCUACGGGACAAGAAAUAUUUGAUUGUCCUGGAUGAUGUAUGGGAUACAAAUGACUGGUUAUUUUUUAAUUCUGCACUUGUAAGAAACAAUCGUGGAAGUAGAGUUCUACUGACAACCCGCAAAAAAGAUGUUGCUUCCGUAGCAAAUGAUGGAUUUGUUGUGGAGCUUAAAAUUCUCCCUUAUACUGAAGCAUGGCACCUAUUCUGUCAAAAGGCAUUCCGUAGAUUAGAUGACAAAAUAUGUCCAGUAAAUCUGAGGCCUUGGGCAGAGAAAAUUGUGAAAAAGUGCCAAGGACUUCCACUGGCUCUCGUCGCAAUUGGGAGCCUGUUAUCGUGCCGAGAAUUAGAGGAGCAAGAGUGGAGCUCUCUCCACAACCAACUUAGCUGGCAAUUAGCUAACAGUCCAGAGCUUAGUUGGAUUAUGAGUAUUCUGAAUCUUAGCUUGAAUGAUCUCCCAGGGUAUUUAAAGAAUUGCUUUCUAUACUGCAGCCUUUUCCCUGAAGACUACAAGAUCAGGAGAAGAUGGAUCUGCAGGCUUUGGGUCACAGAAGGUCUUGUUGAGGAAAGAGGUGCUGGGACAACAAUGGAGGAAGUUGCUGAGUGUUACCUAAACGAGCUCACACGGCGUUCUCUUCUCGAAGUUGCAGAAAGGAAUGUUCAUGGAAGAGCUAGAGAAUUUCAGAUGCAUGACCUUGUGCGCGAUGCAUGUCUGACUGUUGCAAACAGAGAGAAGUUUGCUGUUGUAUAUGGCGCAUCUGGUAUAAACCAGGUUACCUCUGAAGCUCGCCGACUGUUUGUUCAGAAGGAUGCUCGGUCGUUAAAAGUUGCUGCAGCAUCACAAAUCCGUUCUUUUAUUUUGUUUGACACACAAGUACCAUCAUCUUGGAUACAUGAAAUUUCAUCAAAUUUUAGACUUAUCCGGGUCCUCUGUCUAAGGUUUGCUAACAUUCACCAAGUGCCAGGUGUUGUCUCAGACUUACUUAAUUUGCACUAUUUGGAUUUAGCUCACACAAAGGUUAAUCAUAUACCAGCAUCGUUUGGGAAACUUAGGAACCUACAAGUUUUGGACCUCAGGUUCAGCUACGUGGAGCAGCUGCCAUGGGAAAUAACACUCCUGACUAAACUGAGGCAUCUGUAUGUAUACAUGCUGCAUGAUGUUGGAGAAAGGAUAUUUGACUGUUUUUCUGCUGCAAAAUUGCUUGGAAAUAUUUGUUGUCUGAAGAAUCUGCAAACCUUACAAUGUGUCUCAGCCAAUAAAGACAUGAUUACACAGCUCGGGAACUUGACACUGAUGAGAAGUUUGGCUAUAAUGAAAAUGCGUCAAAACUACAUUGUGGAAUUAUGGGGCUCCUUGGCCAAGAUGCCUAGCCUCGGUAGGUUGGUAAUUUUUGCUAACAGCAAGGAUGAGGUUCUUAACCUGGUAAUGCUGAAGUCCUUACCGAAUCUGAAGUUUUUCUGGUUGCGAGGGAGGUUGUAUGACGGAGUGCUCCCACAAAUGUUCGCAAGUUUUGAGAAGCUCGCUACUUUGAAACUUGACUUCUGUUUUCUAAAGAAAGAUCCCAUUAGCUCCUUUGCACACAUGCUGAAUCUAGUUGAUCUCAAACUUUACAAGACUUAUGAUGGGGAACAAUUAAAAUUUCGUGCAGGAUGGUUUCCCAAGCUCAGUUCUCUUGAAUUAGGUGGCAUGGAACAUCUGAAUUUGAUUGAGAUAGAGGAAUGCACAAUGAAGGUUUUACAUACUUUGGAGAUGGUUGGCCUAAUGGAUCUAAAUGCAGUGCCUCGAGGCAUUAAGCACAUUAAGACACUACAGAAAAUGCUUCUAACAGAUAUGCCAAAGGAGUUCAUUGAUAGGCUACAAGGAGCUGAUAGUCAUAUAGUUCAGCAUAUACCUAACAUCCAGAGUUUCGAAUCCUCCAAUUCUGAAGCAGUUAACAAGUUGGUUCUUCUUCCACAUCUUGCAAAGAAGUAUGGCACAGGCUGGUGGGAGCUUUCUUAAGAUAUCUUGUACAUUAGUUAGGAUCCUACCCGCCUCCAUUUGUACAUAAAGUUGGAGUGCAAGUUGUGUUGUACAUAACUCCCUGUAAUAUAAUGAUUAAUCUAUGGAAAGUGUUGGGCGUCCCGGGGAUCAAAAUUUUGAUCCCGGGUCCUGAGCGCGACACGUGUCCUCUUUGAGCUAUCAAA